UUUGCGUUACCUCAGAGACGGACACAGUCAAUGGAGUCAAGCGGUCACGCCAAUGCGAUAAUAUUAGUGACAAACGAGGCCGUGGGCGAUGUAAAGAAGAUUUCUAGUUGAAACAGAGUGCACCGGUCGCAGAUAGAUGUCGCUCGGUCCGCCAUGACCGCGCAGGAAUAGUUUUAUGCUGAAUAACUGGCUCGUUUGUAGCUGACGUGCCGUGUCAACACAAAGGCCUGUGUGGCUAGCUCCUCAGCUAGCUAGUGAGUGAUUUAACGCCAACCUCAGCUGCAGCAAAUUAACAAGGCGUGCCAUUUUUUUAAAUGUUUUAUCAGUAACGCAGUGAAUCUGCUCCGUCGACAAGACAGCGUUUGAGUGUUUUCUUCGCUCCUCCACGAUAAUGGCGGACCAGGGCGCAGUGGUCAUGCAGCAGAAUCUGGACAGGAGCUGCUGGGUGUGCUUCGCCACAGACGAGGACGACCGCACCGCAGAGUGGGUGCGUCCGUGUCGCUGCCGCGGCUCCACCAAGUGGGUCCACCAGGCCUGCCUGCAGCGCUGGGUGGACGAGAAGCAGCGGGGCAACAGCACGGCACGCGUGGCCUGCCCACAGUGCAACGCAGAAUACCUCAUCGUCUUUCCCAAACUGGGGCCUGUAGUCUACGUACUGGACCUGGCUGACCGUCUCAUCUCUAAGGCCGGACCCUUCGCCGCUGCCGGCAUCAUGGUGGGCUCCAUCUAUUGGACUGCUGUCACCUACGGAGCAGUCACAGUCAUGCAGGUGGUGGGCCAUAAGGAGGGCCUGGAUGUUAUGGAGCGGGCCGACCCACUGUUCCUGCUCAUUGGCCUGCCCACCAUCCCCGUCAUGCUGAUCCUUGGCAAGAUGAUCCGCUGGGAGGACUACGUCCUGCGCCUGUGGAGGAAGUACUCUAACAAACUGCAGAUCCUCAACAGCAUCUUCCCAGGGAUUGGCUGCCCAGUUCCUCGUAUCCCAGCAGAGGCCAGCCCCCUGGCGGACCACGUGUCGGCCACACGGAUCCUGUGCGGCGCCCUGGUCUUCCCCACCAUCGCCACCAUCGUGGGGAAGCUCAUGUUCAGCAGUGUCAACUCCAACCUGCAGAGGACCAUCCUGGGAGGCAUCGCCUUUGUGGCCAUCAAGGGGGCGUUUAAGGUGUACUUCAAACAGCAGCAGUACCUGAGGCAAGCCCACCGCAAGAUCCUCAACUUCCCCGAGCAGGAGGAAGCCUGAGGGAGGCGGCGCAGUCCGGAGGGAGGACGGCCGGACGAACCACACACCUCUGCCGGAGGGGUGAGGGGGGGCGGAGGGGGGAGAGGAUACGGACAGAGAGCGCAGGUGAAACAGACUUAGCAUCAGUGUCACCCCCUUAUUCGCCUACUUCCUCCCCCACGCCUCACCUCUCUCGCCCCUCCUGGAGUGAUUCAUGGCACCGCCGCUGACAUUCAUGCAAGGAAUCCCCUCCACCACCUCCACCACCAAAACCUCCGCCACUACACUUUGUUUUUAAACCUUUGAUGCUUUCGUAAGGUGAAGUCGGAUGAAGCCUGCAGACAGACUGGAGCAUGUUUGCAGCACACACACAUACAUCUGUCGGUUGGAUGUGCUUCUACAAUCACAUAACUAAUACUUAUUGUAAACUUACUGUAUUUUAAAGGAAAGAAAUGCGGGGCAUGUGUAUUUAGAAAGUUUUAUAAUAAUAAUAAAUUGUUUUAUAAUGUUUAUUUUGCAGAUUUGAAACGCCCUCAUUGCCAAUGUCGGGGGUUUAUAUUGAAUUAAGAAUAAUGUUCAGUGUGUGGAAUGUAUUAAUGCUAAAACAAUAAAAUGUGUUUAACAGAUGUGAAUCAUGAUGCAGUACAUUACCCACAGCCAGGAAGCGUUAGGAGCAAACUGUUGCUUUAAUAAAGACAAGCGUGUCACACACACUCACCACAGGUAGGAAG
Messenger RNA from Larimichthys crocea (large yellow croaker), 1947 nucleotides. It is a transcript of the gene marchf5, whose product is annotated as membrane-associated ring finger (C3HC4) 5. Bases 392 to 1237 code for a protein of 281 amino acids. The transcript has 6 exons. Gene Ontology annotation, molecular function: zinc ion binding. The record is from RefSeq and is a predicted model, not a curated record. Lineage: Eukaryota; Metazoa; Chordata; Actinopteri; Sciaenidae.